AUGGGCGAUACAGUUCUCGAAGUGAAAGAGCUGCAAUGUGCUAGGCCUAAGGGCGACCCCAUCUUUUCCAACGUGAGCUUCGCGGUCAGCAAGGGCGACAUUGUAGUCGUACAGGGCAAAAGCGGCUCUGGGAAGUCUACCCUGUUGAAAUGUCUCUCGCAUCUCAUCCUAUACCAAGGCGAUAUAUUGUAUCGAGAACAGACGCCGAAGUCAUAUGGCAUACCAAGCUACCGGACUCGCGUCCAAUACGUUCCCCAGCGCGCGUCUCUACUGCCAGGCACACCGCGAGACUUCAUGACUUCUAUCUUGAAUUUUGGGUCGUACAGCAAGCAACCGGUGUUGGGGGAUGAUAGGAUCGGAAGGCCCCGAGGCCUGUCAAACGAUACAAUAGACCUCGCGGAAUCCUGGGGCAUCGACGAGGAAUUAUGGGACAGGAACUGGAGCACCCUGAGUGGGGGAGAGAUGCAGAGGAUCGCUUUGGCGAUGGCUAUAGGAAUGGGGACUGCAGAAGUACUUCUGCUCGAUGAGCCGACGUCGGCUCUUGACCCUGAUUCAUCGGCUCGUGUCGAGAGGUUCUUGAAAUCGGAGAUUAAGAAGCCUAACACGAACUUGAAGGCUCUGAUAUGGGUAACUCAUUCAGAGGAGCAAGGCAGGCGGGUUGGUACCAGGUUCAUGCAGCUCAGUGCUGGAGGGAUUCAAGAGGAGUCGGUAGACCCUGGAGUGUAAUAAAUACUAGUAGCGGGGUUGAUAUUCAUCUCG
Molecule: messenger RNA, 759 nt
Organism: Postia placenta MAD-698-R-SB12
Lineage: Eukaryota; Fungi; Basidiomycota; Agaricomycetes; Polyporales; Adustoporiaceae
Exons: 5
Coding region: 1-726 (241 amino acids)
Biological process (GO): transmembrane transport
Cellular component (GO): membrane
Molecular function (GO): ATP binding; ATP hydrolysis activity
Source: RefSeq, a predicted model, not a curated record